Messenger RNA from Medicago truncatula (barrel medic), 1391 nucleotides. RefSeq names its product AT-hook motif nuclear-localized protein 17. The transcript has a single exon. The coding region runs from base 216 to 1088 and encodes 290 amino acids. NCBI's taxonomy places the organism in Eukaryota, Viridiplantae, Streptophyta, Magnoliopsida, Fabales, Fabaceae. Gene Ontology annotation, cellular component: nucleus. The record is from RefSeq and is a predicted model, not a curated record. Gene Ontology annotation, molecular function: minor groove of adenine-thymine-rich DNA binding; DNA-binding transcription factor activity.
CCAUAUUUUCUUCUUUUAUUUUUUAAUUAAUAAUAAUAAAUAAAGGCAAAUCUCAAAUUCUAUAACUUCACACUCUUUGGCCUUACCUCAUCUCUUCUCUAUUCUUCUCAAACCAGCUUAUUUUAUUGCAACUAUUACCAUCACUUACAAUAUAUUAUCCUUUUAAAAUCCAAACAAACCCUUGGGAUCAAUAAACAAAAGAAAAUUGAUUUGUAAUGAAAGGAGAAUACGUAGAGCAACAUUCUUCAAAUCCCAACAAAGGAAAUGAAACACCACCACCUUCUUUACUAUUCUCAAAGCCAUUUCACCCUUUUCAACUUUCUCAUCAUGAAUGUCAACCAAUCGGUGAAGAUGAUAACAACAACACCAGCGGCGGCGUUGCUACCACUCAGAAACCUAACACCUCCGGCGACGGUGCAACUAUCGAGGUUUCUAGACGGCCGAGAGGACGUCCACCUGGCUCAAAAAACAAACCAAAACCACCUAUUAUCAUCACAAGGGAUCCAGAAACUGUGAUGAGUCCUUUUAUUCUAGAUAUUUCUGGUGGAAAUGAUGUUGUUGAAGCUAUUUCAGAGUUUAGUCGUCGUAAGAAUAUUGGUUUAUGUGUUUUAACUGGUUCAGGAACUGUUGCUAAUGUUACUCUUCGUCAACCUUCAACUACACCAGGAACCACCGUUACUUUUCACGGCCGUUUUGAUAUUCUUUCUAUAACUGCCACUUUUGUUCCUCAACAACACGGUGUUUCUCCGGCGAUUCCGAGUAACUUCUCGAUCUCUCUUGCUGGACCUCAAGGACAGAUUGUUGGAGGAAUUGUUGCUGGAAAUUUGAUAGCUGCAGGGACGGUGUUUGUGAUUGCUUCUUCGUUUAAUAAUCCGUCGUAUCAUAGGUUGCCGUUGGAAGAAGAUGAAGGUGGAAACUCGGUGUCUGGUGGUGGUGAAGGAAACUCGCAGAAUGUUUCCGGUGCGGUGGACAGUGGACAAGGUCAGGGUGGUGGUGGUGAGUCGUGUGGGAUGUCGAUGUACAACUGUCAUUUGCCGUCGUCGGAUGUGAUUUGGGCUCCGUCUGCUAGACCACCACCACCUUACUGAUAUCAUCAUCAUUCACAUUUUCAUAAACUUUGUUGCAAAAUCUUUUCUGUUAUGCUGGUUUUUUUGUCUCUAUUUUUAUUAUGGUUAUCUCUGUUUAAUUAUUAUUAUUAUAUUUAUAAUUAGUAGCUUUGUUUAGUUUGUGAACAGAAAUUAACAAGACUAGCUUAGUAUGGUAGUUAUAUGUAGCUAGCUAGGUUGGUUUAUUUUCAUUGACAUAUCAUUUGUUGCGUUGUUCAUCAUGUAUUAGUAUUAAUCUUUUUACUUUAUUAACUAGUUCUACUUUGUGUGGGUUUGUAUGAUUAA